GGAAUUUCAGAUAGCCAGGAAGAGUUACUGCUGUACAGAACCAUAAUCCUUUGGAUGACAAUAUGAAGCUCUGGAUUCAUCUGUUAUUUUCAACUCUGGUCACCUCUACUUCUAUACAACCCCAGCUGGCUAUAGCACCAGGUAGAGGACCUUGCGAUUCCCUUUGUUCUUGUGAGGAAAAGGAUGGAAUUCUGCUUAUAAACUGUGAAGAAAGAGGCAUCAAGAACUUAUCCCAAAUAAAUGUGCCACCAUCACAAUCCUUCCAUCUUAGUUUAUCAAAUAAUGGAUUGACUACAUUACAUACAAAUGACUUCUCUGGAUAUGCCAAUGCCCUCUCAAUACAUCUUGGAUUUAAUAACAUAGCAGAUAUUGAAGCUGGUGCAUUUAACGGUCUUGGCCUUCUCAAGAAGCUUCACAUCAAUCAUAAUUCCUUAGAAAUCCUUAAAGAGGAUACUUUCCACGGAUUGGAAAAUUUGGAAUUCCUUCAAGCAGACAAUAAUUUUAUCACAGUGAUUGAACCAAGUGCCUUCAGCAAGCUCAACCGAUUAAAAGUUCUUAUUUUAAAUGAUAAUGCUAUUGAAUUUCUUCCCCCAAACAUAUUUCGCUUUGUCCCACUGACUCACUUAGAUCUUCGUGGAAACCAGUUGCAAACAUUGCCUUACGUUGGCUUCUUAGAACAUAUUGGCAGGAUACUGGAUCUUCAGUUGGAGGACAAUAAGUGGGCCUGUAACUGUGACAUACUGCAGCUGAAAACAUGGUUGGAAAAUAUGCCACCUCAGUCUAUAAUUGGUGAUAUUGUGUGCAACAGCCCUCCUUUGGUCAAAGGCAAUGUACUUAGCAGGUUAAAAAAGGAACUGAUUUGUCCCAUUCCUCCAGUGCAUGAAGAAAAUGAGGAUCCGUCAGGAUCAUUGCACAUGGUUAUUACCUCUUCUGGAAGGGAGAGUCAGCUAUCAACUAAGGUGAUACCUGUUUCAAGAGCUCCUACCAAGGAACCAGGCUUAGCUCCUCCUGUCACAAAGCCAUCCACCCACUAUCCAGGACCUUAUUGUCCUGUUCCUUGCAAUUGUAAAGUCCUUUCCCAAUCAGGACUGUUAAUUCACUGCCAAGAACGCAAUAUUGAAAGUUUGGCAGACUUAAGACCACCUCCUCAAAAUCCUAAAAAGCUAAUUUUAGCUGGCAAUAUUAUUCAAACCCUCAUGAAAUCUGAUCUUGAGGAGUAUUCUACAUUGGAAAUGCUUCACUUGGGAAACAAUCGUAUUGAAAUUCUAGAGGAAGGGUCCUUUAUGAAUCUUUCUCGAUUGCAAAAGCUGUAUCUAAAUGGCAACCACCUGACAAAAUUAAGUCAGGGCAUAUUCCUAGGUCUCCAAAAUCUUGAGUAUUUAUAUCUUGAAUUUAAUGCCAUCAAAGAACUACUACCGGGAACAUUUAACACAAUGCCAAAACUUAGAGUUCUCUAUUUAAAUAACAACCUCCUGCAGGCUUUACCACCUCAAAUUUUUGCUGGGAUUCCCUUGGCUAGACUCAGUCUCAAAGCAAACCAGUUUGUUCAUUUGCCGGUGACCAACGUCUUGGAUGAACUGGAUUUACUGGUGCAAAUUGAACUUGAAGACAAUCCCUGGGACUGUUCUUGUGACUUAGUCGGGCUGCAGCAGUGGAUGCAAAAGUUGAGUAGGAAUGCAGUGACAGAUGCGAUCGUCUGCUCGUCUCCAGGGCACUUAGAGAAGAAAGAACUAAAGACACUCAGCAGUGAACUUUUGUGCCCAGGUUUGAUAAAUAGCCCAUCCCUCCCGACCCAGCCAAGCUUCAGAAUUGUCACUACUCCGAUCACCACAUCCAAUACUGCAGACACCAUUUUAAGAUCACUCACAGAUGCGGUCCCUCUUUCAGUUUUAAUCCUAGGGUUGCUCAUUGUAUUCAUCACCAUUGUAUUCUGUGCAGCUGGCAUAGUUGUUCUUGUUCUUCAUCGGCGGAGACGGCAUAAAAAGAAACAAGCAGAUGAGCAAAUGAGGGACAGUAGUCCUGUGCAUCUUCAAUAUAGCAUGUAUGGUCAUAAAACAACACAUCACACCACAGAACGUCCAUCACCAUCAUUAUAUGAGCAACGCUUGGUGAGUCCCAUGGUUCAUGUCUACCGAAGCCCAUCCUUCAGCCCAAAACAUAUUGAACAAGAGGAGGAUGGAAAUGAAAAAGAUGGAGAUGAAUCGAAACAUCUCCGAAAAAGCCUGCUAGAAAGAGAAAACAGUUCACCACUCACGGGGGCCCAUGUGAAAUAUAAAGCUACUGAUCAAUCCACUGAAUUUCUUUCUUUCCAGGAUGCUAGUUCCUUAUAUAGAAAUAUUCUGGAGAAAGAAAGAGAACUUCAACAAUUGGGGAUCACAGAGUAUCUAAGGAAGAACAUUGGCCAGCUCCAGCCUGAUAUGGAGGUGCAUUAUCCUGGAACACGGGAGGAACUGAAAUUAAUGGAGACACUUAUGUAUUCCAGACCAAGGAAAGUGUUAGUGGAACAGACUAAAAACGAAUAUUUUGAACUCAAAGCAAACUUGCAUACUGAACCAGACUACUUAGAAGUCCUGGAACAGCAAACAUAAAAAAUACUACUUGGGACUUGGAUGGGACCAUUGUAAUUCUGUCAUGUCAGAACACUGUAAAUAAAGUGCCUUAAAAUUGGGUUCAUCAUUAGAACUUAAGCACAGCAGUAAUCCUAUGGAAUAAAAAAAGAAAAAAUAAGAAACUCAGGGAUCACUGUGAGAAGCCAUUGCAAAGUUUUUGGGAAAUUAAACCUUGCCCCAAAUAAAAUCUAAACCUUGCAUGUGAUAAUUAGUGUAUGGGAGAUGGUCCCAGUCCUCUAGAUAUCUAAGGGUUGAA
Molecule: messenger RNA, 2865 nt
Organism: Tachyglossus aculeatus (Australian echidna)
Lineage: Eukaryota; Metazoa; Chordata; Mammalia; Monotremata; Tachyglossidae
Gene: SLITRK6
Product: SLIT and NTRK like family member 6
Exons: 2
Coding region: 63-2588 (841 amino acids)
Biological process (GO): positive regulation of synapse assembly; axonogenesis; regulation of presynapse assembly
Cellular component (GO): membrane
Molecular function (GO): protein binding
Source: RefSeq, a predicted model, not a curated record